This is a messenger RNA of Tetranychus urticae (two-spotted spider mite), 2428 nucleotides long. Lineage: Eukaryota; Metazoa; Arthropoda; Arachnida; Trombidiformes; Tetranychidae. The record is from RefSeq and is a predicted model, not a curated record.
UAUCAGCUGUGAAACAUGUUUGUUGCUUGUAUGUUUGUCACUCAAUUUUGUUGAGUUUAUUGUGUCAAUUGUUAGUGAUCAUAUCAAAAUUGUGCGAUAUUUAUUGAAAGUGUUAUCAUUGUUUACUGUGCAUCAUAGUUGUGUUCUUAUUCAUCAUCAAUCAUGGCUACGGCAGCUGCAACACUAACCGAAUCUGAAGAGGAUAAAUUAAAACAACAACAAGGAACAGCAUCUAAAUUAGCUCCAAAUGUUGAUAUUAAACCUAAGUUUUUAACCAGAGAAGAACGUGAAAAAUUGGCAAUUCAACGUCGAGAAGAACAGGCUGCUGCUAUGAAGAAAAAGAUUGAGGAAGCAAAUCGACAACGACAACAAUAUUUGGAAAAAUUAAGGAAAGAGAUGAGAGAUGAUCGAAUGGAUGAUUCAAGGGAUAGACGAGAUCGAAGAGGAGAUGAUAGACGUGGUAGAGAUCGUGACAGAGAUCGAGAAAAGGAAAGAGAUCGAGAUAGAGACAGAGAAAGAGAAAGAGAAAGAAUUGCUGAUGAUGAUGACAAUGAACCAAAGGAAAAGGAUAAAAAGCGGGAAGUUGAUGCAAUCAAGGAACGAUAUCUUGGUGCUGCAAGAAAGAAAAAGAGACUUCGUCGAUUAAAUGAAAGAAAAUUUGUCUUUGAUUGGGAUGCUGGUGAAGAUACAAGUGAUGAUUAUAAUCCAAUUUAUAAAGAUAGACAUACUAUUCAAUUAUAUGGAAGAGGUCAUAUUGCUGGUAUUGAUUUUAAGCAACAGAAGAAAGAACAAUCAAGAUUUUAUGGUGAAUUAUUGGAACGUCGACGAACUGAUGAAGAGAAAGAACAAGAAAAAUAUAGAUUAGAAAAGAUGAAAAAGAAGGAAGAGAAACAAACUUGGGAUGAUCGUCAUUGGACUCAAAAAGGUUUAACUGAAAUGAAAGAAAGAGAUUGGAGAAUAUUUAGAGAAGAUUACAAUAUUGCAAUUAAAGGUGGAAAAAUCCCGAAUCCAAUAAGAAACUGGGAUGAAUCAGGAUUACCUAAAGAAAUAAUUGAAAUUAUUAAUGAACUUAAAUACAAAGAACCAACUCCUAUUCAAAGACAAGCUAUACCAAUUGGAUUACAGAAUAGAGAUAUUAUUGGUGUUGCUGAAACUGGUUCUGGUAAAACUGCUGCAUUCUUGAUUCCAUUGCUUGUUUGGAUAACUGCACAACCAAAGAUAGUCCGUCAAGAGGAGAUUGACCAAGGACCAUAUGCAAUUAUUUUAGCUCCUACUCGUGAAUUGGCUCAACAAAUUGAAGAAGAAACUCUUAAAUUUGCUAAAGCAUUAGAAAUACGAACUGUUUCAGUAAUUGGAGGUUCUUCUCGAGAAGAGCAAGGUUUCAAAUUGCGAUUAGGUUGUGAAAUUGUUAUUGCAACUCCUGGUAGAUUAAUCGAUGUACUUGAAAAUCGUUAUUUGGUUCUAAGUCGAUGUACUUAUGUUGUUCUCGAUGAAGCUGAUCGUAUGAUUGAUAUGGGUUUUGAACCUGAUUUGAAAAAAAUUCUCGACUUUAUGCCUGUAACAAAUUUAAAACCAGAUACUGAUGAUGCUGAAGAUGAAGAUAAAUUGAUUGCCAAUUUUAAUUCAAAACAUAAAUAUCGACAAACUGUCAUGUUUACAGCAACAAUGCCUCCAAGUGUUGAAAGAUUGGCACGAGCCUAUCUACGUCGUCCUGCAAUGGUCACCAUUGGUUUAGCUGGUAAACCUGUUGAAAGAGUUGAACAAGUUGUAUAUCUUGUUGCUGAAUCAGAUAAACGAAAGAAACUCAUGCAAACUUUGUCAGCUGGUGUUGAACCUCCAAUCAUGAUAUUUGUCAAUCAAAAGAAAGGAGCUGAUGUAUUGGCUCGUAGUUUGGAAAAAAUUGGUUACAAUGCUUGUACUCUUCAUGGUGGUAAAGGUCAAGAACAGAGAGAAUUUGCUUUAUCUUCUUUGAAAUCUGGUGAGAAAGAUAUUCUUGUAGCUACUGAUGUUGCAGGUAGAGGUUUGGAUGUUAAAAAUGUUACUCUUGUCAUUAAUUAUGAUAUGGCUAAAAGUAUUGAAGAUUAUAUUCAUCGUAUUGGUCGUACUGGUCGUGCUGGUUUAACGGGUAAAGCUGUUUCUUUCUGUACAAAAGACGAUUCUCACCUGUUCUAUGAUCUCAAACAACUGUUGCAACAAAGUCCAGUAUCAUCAUGUCCCCCUGAAUUAGCUAAUCAUCCUGAUGCUCAACAUAAACCAGGAGCAUCCACAGGACAGAAAAAGAGAAAAGAUGAAACUAUUUUUGUUUGAUCAACAUACAAUUUGUAUAAUCUAACUAACUAACUUAUCUGAUCAUAAACAGCAUUUUAUAAAUGCUCCAAUUUAUAAAAUAAUGUCUCUUUCAUGAUUAAUAAACUUAUUCUUUUACAAA